Molecule: messenger RNA, 1271 nt
Organism: Limulus polyphemus (Atlantic horseshoe crab)
Lineage: Eukaryota; Metazoa; Arthropoda; Merostomata; Xiphosura; Limulidae
Product: sulfotransferase 1C2-like
Exons: 2
Coding region: 147-1106 (319 amino acids)
Biological process (GO): sulfation
Cellular component (GO): cytoplasm
Molecular function (GO): sulfotransferase activity
Source: RefSeq, a predicted model, not a curated record
CAACAUUCGACAUCACUAUAGUCUAAUGAUGACCAAUGUGUGCCAUUUGCAACAUUAAACCGUGAUCCACGCUACAAAGUUGGGUUGAGACUCGUCGAAGUAAAGCUAAUAACACUGUUCAAGAUUUUAUAACAACACAAGAAAGUAUGACUCCCAGCUAUCAAGUUGUCGAUGGAUUCAGGAUUGCUAAAGCUUUUUCGCCAGACACUUUUCGCAAAGCCCUUUCUUAUAAACCGAGAAACGAUGAUUUAUUUAUUGUAACAUUUCCUAAAUGCGGAACAACGUGGACGCAGCAUAUCGUAAUCAACAUUCUUAAAAGGGGAAUCCCACCAGAAACUUUCAAAGAAUUUCAAAGGCUUAGUCCUUUCCUUGAUAUUACAGGACCUGGUGUUGUAGAAACCAUGCCUCGUCCUGGAGCCAUUAAAACUCACCUUCCUUUCAACCUUCAACCUUACUCUCCCCAAGCCAAGUAUAUCUAUGUGGCAAGAAAUCCCUUUGAUUGUUGUGUAUCUUUUUAUCAUCACACCAAGGAGUUUCCAUUCUAUCAGUUUUCGGAUGGGACAUUUGACGAAUAUUUUGAUAUUUUUAUCAAUGGCCAAACUGAUUAUGGAGAUUACUUCGACCAUCUUUUGUCUUGGUAUGAGCACCGAGAAGAUCCAAACGUAUUAUUUCUCGUCUACGAAAAAAUGAAGGCCGACACACAAGCUGCUGUUUUAAAAAUAGCUAAAUUUCUAAAUCAAGAGUACGAACAUAUGUUCCUUAAGGAUGAGAACCUAAUGGAGAGAAUUAUUCGCCAUACUAGUGUCGAGAACAUGAAGAAAUCUACUAAUGAGCAUUUUGGAAGUUUCUUUGGGUUAAGUCCAAACGAUGAUCAGUUAAAAGAUCCAGAGCUUCCUGAAGGAUUGAAACACAUUCUAGAAUUUAUGAAAAACAUUGAAUUUACUCCAAAACCAGAAAUCAAAAUAGUAAGAAAGGGGAUUGUCGGCGAUUGGAAAGGACAUUUUUCCUUACCACAAUCAAAUCGACUCAUGGCAAAGUUUCGCCAAAAAAUUCAAGGAACUGAUAUUGACAAGUUGUGGCCAGAGUUUUUUGUUGCGAAAGAUUAACUAAAAAUUCAGAUUUGACGAUAUAUUUUACGAAAUGAAGAGCAAAAUUAAGUCGUAUUAAGUAAAUUUAGGUUAGAAUAAAAAGUAAUAUUUGGAAGCUUAACUUUCUUGUCUAUUUUUCACCUAUUGUUUGUGAUUUUUCUUUUGUAACAGUAAAAACUUUGA